Messenger RNA from Pyrus x bretschneideri (Chinese white pear), 1419 nucleotides. RefSeq names its product GDSL esterase/lipase At2g04570. Lineage: Eukaryota; Viridiplantae; Streptophyta; Magnoliopsida; Rosales; Rosaceae. Gene Ontology annotation, molecular function: hydrolase activity, acting on ester bonds. The coding region runs from base 94 to 1146 and encodes 350 amino acids. The transcript is spliced from 3 exons. The record is from RefSeq and is a predicted model, not a curated record.
CAACCAAUAUUGUUUAUACAUGAGAAUCCCCCUCCCCCCUACUCUCACCACACUUCCAAGGUUCUUUUGCUAUAACAAGAAAAACAGCUGAUCAUGGCAUACCUGCACAUUUCAUGUCUUCUUCUAGCUCAAUGCCUCCUACUACUAGUCACAAGAAUUGUUGCCAAAGUUCCGGCAGUCGUGGUGUUCGGGGACUCGUCGGUGGAUGCUGGGAACAACAACCAGAUUUCAACAGUUUUGAAGAGUAAUUUCCAGCCCUAUGGUCGUGACUUUGACGGUGGUAUGCCAACUGGGAGGUUCUCCAAUGGCAGAGUGCCUACGGACUUCAUCUCCAAAGCUUUUGGACUUAGAUCAUCCGUACCUGCCUACUUGGAUCCUGCUUAUAACAUAUCAGAUUUUGCAGUCGGGGUUACUUUCGCUUCUGCUGGCACUGGCUAUGACACUGCAACUUCAGAUGUGCUAUCAGUGAUACCACUAUGGAAGCAGUUGCAGUACUACAAAGAAUUUCAGAACAAGUUGAGACUUUAUAUGGGAGGAAACAAAGCAGACCAAACCAUCCAUGAAGCUUUGCACAUAAUGAGCUUAGGAACCAAUGACUUCCUUGAAAACUACUACACAUACCCCGGCCGGUCGAAUCAAUACUCUAUCGAACAAUACCAAGAUUUUCUCAUUGGAAUUGCAGGAAAUUUCAUCAAACAACUCUACGGUCUCGGAGCUCGGAAAAUAUCCUUAGGAGGCCUACCUCCAAUGGGGUGCUUGCCACUGGAGAGAACCACAAAUAUCAUGGGUGGAAAUGACUGCGUUUCAAAUUACAACAAUGUGGCUUUAGAGUUCAAUGGCAAGCUGAAGAUCUUGACUACAAAUCUGAAUAAACAGCUUCCUGGGAUCAAAUUGGUUUUUUCAAACCCAUAUUACAUUUUCCUGUACAUGAUAAGAAGGCCUUCUUUGUAUGGAUUCGAGGUGUCAUCGGUGGCGUGUUGUGCCAGUGGAAUGUUUGAAAUGGGCUACGCAUGCAAUCGAAACAACCUGUUCACUUGCACAGACGCAAGCAAAUACAUUUUCUGGGAUGCCUUUCAUCCUACUGAAAAAGCAAACCAUAUAAUCUCUGAUUAUGUGGUGAAAAAAGUACUUGCCCAGUUCCUUUGAUUAGCUUCAAAUUAAGAGAAAUGUACUCGCCAUAUAUAUGCUUUGUGAUCAUAUAUGUAUUCUACGCGAUGCUGUGUUGGUAGAAGAAUAUGAUGUUUGCAGAAAAAUGGAAUUAAAGCCUAGGAUCUUAUGAACCUAUGGUGCCUGUGAUAUUAGUACACAUUCCUGUACCCAUUUCUGAGUGACCCAAAACAAAAAUUAAAUGUUGUGUGAAAGGACAUUUGUGGCAGCGUCUGAUUAUUAGUUAUGAAUUUGAAUGGUUUUAUUAUUAAA